AUGCUGAAUUCGAAUCUCAUCGUUCUGUUCGGAUUGAUCGUGGCUGCAUCGGCUGUUCCGCAUUUCGAGCGGAAAGCCGCUGCCGCUGGCGAUGCUGCCGGUGCAAAAGAGAACCUCGAAGACUAUUACAAGAUAAUUGACGACGACAAGCUGACGAUUGGCGAGGUUGAAGAAGCCCUUAAGAAGUUGGCGAUUGAGCGCGGCCACAAGGAAGCAUUGGAGAAAUUCAUGGUGAAAGCCGCCGAGGCGAAGGCCAAGAUCAUCACUGACGUCGACAAGUUCAUCAGCAACCUGUCGGCGGUCCAUAAAGAAGUGCUCUCCAUCCUUGACGAUAAGACGAAGAAGUUCGCCGAGCGCGACCAGCAAUUCGUGGACCUCUCGAAGAAGUAUCCGAGAGAAGUGAUGGUGUUCCAGGCCAUCUUCGGAGCCGCUGCAACUCCAUAUGGAGAUCUCGUUUCUCAGAGGAAGGGCAAAGCCUUCUUCAAAAAGCUGGUUCAGAAGUACGCCGAACACAUUUAA
Messenger RNA from Caenorhabditis bovis, 519 nucleotides. The record is from the annotation of a GenBank genome assembly. Lineage: Eukaryota; Metazoa; Nematoda; Chromadorea; Rhabditida; Rhabditidae.